CGGGACGAUUUCUCGUCGGUGGAACCCGGAAGGUGCCGCGCGAGGAAGGAUAGGUUCGGUAGGAAUCACAUUGAGAGAUAGAGAUCGAGAGCGCGAUCGUGAGUCACGCGACUACAUCGGCCGACGACAGAACGACGAGGGUACCUGGUUUCUCGCCCUCCCAUCUCCGCCCCUCUCCGUCUCUCUCUUUUCCGUUUGUUUAUCUAUCGAUUUCACUCGUGUAUCAGAAGGCGCCGGUGCUACCGGACGCCCGGUGUGGCUCGUGCUCCAAUAGGAAGUGGCCUUGCCCACGUCAAAUACGCCGGCUCGCGGCACGAAUCGAGGCUUGAUUCGUUUUGACGUUUGAUAGCUCCGAGUUUGAGGCUCGAAUCCGCGUGUCCGAGGAACGGGAAAACAGGACGAUUACGACGACGACAAGGGUCGACGCGGCGCCGCAACGUCGUUCGCAAGACGAGUCUGGAAAAUUGGCGAAAGGUGUAACUCCAGUCUACAAUAGAAUUGCUAAGCGAGUCGAGCUGAAACGCAUUAAAAAUGAAUAAGGUGGAUUACAUGGAGGUGACCCUCCCGAAUUACUCGUACAUUUUUAAGUUUGAGGAGACGUUCAUCCAUCAUGAAACCAAGCAGUGGAUGAUGAAGAAUUGGACGAACGGUUUCUAUUACUGUGGAUUGUAUAUGAUCUUAAUAUUCGGCGGACAACACUACAUGGCCAGCAGGCCCAGAUUCGAACUCAGGGGAAUACUGUGUCUUUGGAAUACACUAUUGGCUACCUUUUCAAUUAUCGGCUUCACCAGAACGGCGCCUGAAUUAAUACAUGUGCUCAGGCAUCACGGAUUACACCACAGCAUUUGUAUACCAAGUUUCAUCGAACAAGAUUGCGUGUCGGGCUUUUGGACGUGGAUGUUCGUGCUGUCGAAACUGCCCGAGCUUGGCGACACGAUUUUCAUCGUGCUGCGCAAACAGCCACUGAUUUUUCUGCACUGGUAUCAUCAUAUCACUGUCUUGCUGUAUUCCUGGUUCUCCUAUUCGGAGUAUACCGCGUCCGCGCGAUGGUUCGUCGUGAUGAACUAUUGCGUGCACUCGAUCAUGUACAGCUACUACGCACUCAAGGCAAUGCGAUACAGGCCACCUAAAGCGAUCUCCAUGGUAAUCACCGCACUGCAACUCACUCAAAUGGUGAUCGGUUGCACUAUCAAUAUAUACGCCUACCAAUACCUGGAGAGCAACGUGGACUGCCACAUUACUCGCAGAAAUAUCCGCUUUAGCUUUGCGAUGUAUUUGAGCUACUUUGUCCUAUUCGCGCGAUUCUUCCAUAAGACGUACCUGGUUGGAAAGAAGACCGAUAAGAAGGACUUUGCCAAUAGCGCACCUGGUCACAUCGGUUAUAACGACAAGCUCAAAGCCAACUAAGGCGAUACAUGGCACAUCGGGCGCCUUUUUAUCUAUCCUCAAGUCUUUUUCUCUAUAUUCCGCCGUAAUUCUUUCUCUCUAUUUCUUUCUCACGCCGCUGGUCGACGUAGCCAUACAUCCAGGAUCUAUUUAUGCUAAGAUAUAUUAGGGUUUAUAACGGCUUCUAGAAUUCACGUGUUCAGUGGCUACUAUUGCUAAACUUAAAGUUUUAUAGACUGUGAUGCAACUUUUUAACUGUAAAAUGUAACUAUUUUCAUUUUUUUCGAUAUUUAAUAAUAUCGAUAUAUGAUAAUAUUUAAAAAUAUAUUAAUAUAUGUAUAUAUUUUUUAAAAUGUAAUAGGUAGUUUGAAAUGUAUAUUUUUUUUUAAAUUUUUUUUCGAUUUUUGAUGCAAGCAUCUUAUAUUAAUGUGUCGAUAAUAAAUUCAUUCAUUUAUUUGCAAAUAAAAUUUUUUUACGAAAAAAGGUUUUAUUUUAGGCCUCCAAAAACAUAGACCUGCCACUGUAUUGGAGUCUACAUUUCGAAAUAUAACAUUGUUUAGGACGCCGAAAUGUAAAGUUAAAUACAUAUAUAUUUAUAAAUAUAUGAUAUAGAGCCUAAAGUACACGAAACAGCUCUAAAUUUUUAGGACUUGUAAAUACAUCUUGCAAGAAUUUAGAUUAAUAGAAUUCGAAUAAUAGAAUUUCGUACAUCCUAGAAAUCUUCGAAGCUUAAAUCCGCGAAUCCUAGGAAUCAUAUUUCUUAAACUCUAAAUUCUAGGAGCCGUACGUCCUAAAAAAUUAUAGAUCUUGGGUGCGAUGUUUCUCAGGAUCCUUAUAUCCUAAGACUCGUAAAAUUAGGGACUUGUGAAGCACAACAGAAUCUGUUAGUCCUCGAGUCCAUAGAUUUUAAGACAUAUUUAAGAUUACGUAUUUCUCAGGAUUUUCUUAUAAGAUCCUAAGAUCUACCUAUAGGAUUCAUAAAACAAUGAAUCGAUGAAUUUUCGAGUCUAUAAAACCUAGGAUUCAUAUUUGAUAUGGAAUCUUUUGAUUCUACGGUCUGUUGAUCCUAGGGUAGAUUUUUCAGGAUCCUUAGGUCGUAGGGUGCAUAGGUUCUAACCAAGGAUCCAAUUAGCCAAUUAGCGUCCGCUUAUGCGCGGAGAGCAUCCUAAAAA
This is a messenger RNA of Pogonomyrmex barbatus (red harvester ant), 2558 nucleotides long. RefSeq names its product elongation of very long chain fatty acids protein baldspot. Gene Ontology annotation, molecular function: fatty acid elongase activity. The record is from RefSeq and is a predicted model, not a curated record. Gene Ontology annotation, biological process: fatty acid elongation, monounsaturated fatty acid; fatty acid elongation, saturated fatty acid; fatty acid elongation, polyunsaturated fatty acid. Gene Ontology annotation, cellular component: endoplasmic reticulum membrane. NCBI's taxonomy places the organism in Eukaryota, Metazoa, Arthropoda, Insecta, Hymenoptera, Formicidae.